GGGCGCGCUGCCAUUGGCGCCGUUGUGCUUUGUGUGCGCGGAGCAGCCCGGGCCGCCGCUGGCGCCGCGUCGGACGGACCGGCGGGGAGGGAGGCGGGCCGGGCCGAGCCGAACCGGGCCGGGCCGAGCCUCCAUCGCCCCACGAAGGCCGCAGCAUGGUCCUGGUGCACGUCGGAUACCUGGUGCUGCCCGUCUUCGGCUCCGUGCGCAACAGAGGUGCUCCAUUUCAAAGGUCUCAGCAUCCCCAUGCUACCUCCUGCCGACACUUCCACCUGGGUCCCCAGCCUCAGCUCUCCGCUGACUUCACCCUGCCUCACGCAGUGCAGCCCCAGCCAGGGCUGACCCCACACAUGGCCCCCGCACACCAGCAUAGCGGUCCCCUGCACCAAUCCUUGGCCCCAGUGCCAGCCCUGCCCUUCCAAGAUGUGGCUGGACCAUCCUUCCUACCUCAGGCGCUACACCAGCAAUACCUCCUCCAGCAGCAGCUCCUUGAGGCCCAGCACCGCCGGCUCAUGCCCCAUCCCAGGCGGGCUCAGGAGCGCAUGUCUGUUCAGCCUCACCGUCUGCACCCCAGCUUUGACUUCAGCCACCAACUGCAAACCCCACAGCCCAUGGCACCCCAGCCCAGGUACUUGGCAGAAGGCACAGACUGGGACCUCAGUGUUGAUGCAGGACUGACUCACGCCCAGUUCCAGGUCCGCCCGGUCCCCCAGCCCUAUCAGCAUUACUUAGCUACACCUCGGAUGCAUCACUUCCCCAGAAGCACAUCCUCAACACAGAUGGUUGUUCAUGAAAUCAGAAAUUACCCUUAUCCUCAGCUCCAGUUACUUGCUCUUCAGGGACUGAACCCAAGCAGGCAUACAUCAGCUGUGCGGGAGAGCUAUGAAGAGCUGCUGCAGCUGGAGGACAGGCUGGGCAGUGUGAGUCGGGGGGCUGUCCAGAACACUAUUGAGAGAUUCACCUUCCCCCACAAGUACAAGAAGAGAAGACCACAGGAGGGUAAAGCUGAGCAAGAGGAUGGAGAGGAGUCAGACACUGAUGAGAAAUGCACAAUCUGUCUGUCCAUGCUUGAAGAUGGAGAAGAUGUCAGGAGGUUACCCUGCAUGCAUCUCUUCCAUCAAGUAUGCGUGGACCAGUGGCUGGCUACCAGCAAGAAGUGCCCGAUCUGCAGGGUGGACAUUGAAACGCAGCUCGGCUCGGACAGCUGAAAGAACUGGCUGGACACACCAUUUUCCUUAUCAGGUCGUAUGGCCAUAAACCCUUGCAGCAAAAUUUUUUGCCUUCUGAGCCAUUUGAUUGAGAGGAAAAGUCUGCAGGCAAGUUAGAGAGGGAGAGGAGGAGGUGUUGGUACAAUAUCUAGCAGUAGGAGAUAUUGCACAUGCGCAGGAUACGGGCCCGGUGAAAGGGAGCUGGCAUUCCCGGAGCUCAGAGACCCCAUGCUACAGAAGAUUUAGUGUUGAACAUGAAGGAACUAGUUGUGGUAGUCUGGCCUGUCAAUCCUGCAUUUCAUGAGGAUUGUAUAUAUACCUCUCGAAUACGUAGAAACAUGUUAUAGGGGUCCUUUAGCUAUUUCUAUGGAUGGCAGCUGGAGCAUGUUAGCUUAAGAAAUGUUGUGUUUGAUGCCCUACUCAUCUUGUGGUGGACAUGUUGCUGUUACCUAAUUUGCACCAAAUAUUUUUUCAUGGAUUCCUUAUGUUGGUGCCUGAUUAAUACAUUGCAAAAGGGGAAUGCAGAGGUCAAGCUUUCCCACCCUUGGGGGGAAGAGGCGAAAAAGCAAAAUCCUGUUUACAAUCAGAAGGGUUGCGCUCUUUGCCUCAGCCAUGCGUGCUUCCUUUCCUUGCCUUUACAGUGUUGCAAAUUUAGAGAUGCUUAAAAUACACUAAAAUAAGAAAAAAAAAACCAAACAAAAAACAAAAAAACAACAGACAAAUUGGAAAUGAAAUGAAUGAAGCAAUAAGGUGAGGCUUCGUUCCUGCUGUUCUGCUGCUGCUGAAUGCUUUCUGUAGGGGCACAGUGUUGAGGUGGAUGCUGUUUCUUUGCUCUUCGUGUAGCUCAGCAUGCUGAAAUCCAUGCUAGGCUGUGGGCUGUCUCCAUGAUCUCUGUUAUCCAUAGUGAAUGAUCUUACUGAUAUGGUGAGCUGCAAGCUGGUUGGCUUCAGAGCACUGUGGCUCAAGUCUCCCCAGGGUUGGACAUCUCCUUUGAUUUAGGGUAUAGCUUCUCAGAAACAUUGCAAUAGGACAAGGGGAAAUGGUUUCAAACUAAAAUAGGAGAGAUUACACUGGAUAUAAGAAAGAAGUUUCUUACAAUAAGGGUGGUGAUGCCCUGCCACAGGCUGCAUAGAGUGCUGGUGGUGCCCCAUCCCUACAGGCACCCAAGGUCAUCUUGGAAGGGACUCUGAGCACUGAUGGAGCUGUGGGUGUCCCUGUGCACUGCAGGGAGUGGGACCUGAUGGCCUUUAAGGGUCCCUUUCCCAGAGAGGUUGUGGAUGCCCCAUCCCUGAGGGUGUUGAAGGCCAAGUAGGAUGGGACACUGGGCAAUCUGAUUGAGUUCUCAAUCUAGCAGCUGAUUACUUUGCUUGUGGCAGAGGGGAUAGAACCUGAUGAUCCUUGAGGUCCCUUUCAACCCAAGACUUCCUAUGAUUUUAUGAUUCUAUGAUUCAUUCUGUGAUUCUAUGAUUCUGGGGAGAUUUCUCACGCUAUGACUUGGCAGGGCAGAGCAGCAGCCAAACUGCCCCACUCCCAUCCCCCAUCCCAACCCAUACUCCUAUGGGAGAAAGGAAGUGAGGAACCACUAUAUUGCAUGCACACACCGUGCUUCACCUCCCUGGUGAGAGAACACAACACAGGGAGAAUAAGCAGAUGUACAGCACAGGUGGAAGCCUUUUUUCCUUUCUUUCCAUUUUUUUCUUUUGCUCCCUUUAAUCCACUCAAGCUCUUAGUCUGCAGGGCUGAAUCUCCCCGAGCAGCUCUGAUAAUGGGGUGGGAGGAAACUCGUUGCUCAUGAGGAAUUGCCAGUGCCAUGGUUGUUUGGGCACAGUAAGGGAAUGCUGGAUCUGGAGGGUUUGCUGCUUUCUGGAGGGCUUGGUUUAGCUCUGCGUUGGAGCACUGUUAGACAUUUCACUCCUUAUUCAUAUGGAAUUCAUUAAAAUGGAACCUAAUUUAUCAAUGCCCAUUAAAAUAAUGCAUAAAAUUGGAGGCAUUCCCCAAAGGAAUGGGACACUUCCAUCUCCCAAAACAAAGACAUCACCCACAGAGACCCAGAGGACAGCCCUCCAGAGAACCAGCAUUCACAACCUUUUUUUUUAAAUGAAAAUAUCUUUUCUUUUUCUUCCACCCCCCUCCACUUCCCCCUCCCCACACACACUGAGAAAGCAAAAGAGAUAAGUGUAGGAGACAGGGGGAUGAAUUGGAAAUUUUAUAUAUUCGAAAAGCAGAUGUGCAGAGCUGAGCACUGGCUUCUCUGAGCCAAGCAAUGCUCUUCAUGUAGAAAUGACCCUAAACUGCCAUUUGGGAGAUGGUGGAGUUCCUGUGAACUCUAUGUGGAAACUGCCCUCCUCCAGUGUUCCCUAUUGUAAUUUCUACAACCAAAAGAGAAGUGAAGGAGAUGACAUGGGGAUCAAGGAGUCUUUCUUCCCUCUCUUUCUGUGCUGGUAGGAGGAAGUAAAGGGAAGGUCAUGGUGACACAAAUUUGACACAGGGACAUAUAUCUGCCACCUGGCAUGAGCACAGGCCCCCACUCUUUAAUGGGAUAUGGGCUCCUUGGGGCAAGGAAUGACCCAUGGGUACAUCCAAAGAGAUGUACUAUGGAGACACCCAAGGUCAGGCUGGACAGGGCUCAAGCACCUGAUGGAGUUGUGGGUGUCCCUGUUCAUUGCAGGACCAGGUGGCUUUUAAGGGUCCCUUCCAACUCAACCCGCCCCAUGGUUCAGUGAUACGCAUGGGGCUGGCUCCAGCAGCAGCAGAUUGGAGCAGCAUUAAAAAUAA
Coturnix japonica (Japanese quail) is the source of this 3983-nucleotide messenger RNA. It is a transcript of the gene ARK2C, whose product is annotated as arkadia (RNF111) C-terminal like ring finger ubiquitin ligase 2C. Gene Ontology annotation, molecular function: zinc ion binding; ubiquitin protein ligase activity. Gene Ontology annotation, biological process: motor neuron axon guidance; positive regulation of BMP signaling pathway. The record is from RefSeq and is a predicted model, not a curated record. NCBI's taxonomy places the organism in Eukaryota, Metazoa, Chordata, Aves, Galliformes, Phasianidae. Gene Ontology annotation, cellular component: nucleus.